AUGAAGCUAUUUCACGUCCUAGGCGCAUUACACAUCGUGGGCGGCGCCCAGGCGGCAAAAGACCAUGUAGUCGCAAGUCUCGCAGAGGACUACUAUGGCUCCAGCAGGACUGAUGACCUGCUAUUGGGAGGCGCACAGAAUGGUGGGUGGUGCGGUCUGCAUGUCCACGACGACGACAGCAGCCAUUGUCAUGGUGAAAACAGCGUCGAGUAUCACGCGGCAGGAGACGCAAGCGCAAACUCGCAGCCGCAGCCAUCAGGCGAGGACGACGAGGCAGCCAUCGAAGAGGCAUCGCGGUUAUGGCCCAUCUCAACCCCAUGCGCGCCCAAUGGCACCAGAGCGUACUGCGUCUACACGCACCCAGGCUUUGCCUCGGGACGAGGCAUCAGCAUCCUGACGUCGGCGCGCACGGCUAUCGCAAUAGCCAAGUCGGUAGCCUUUUCUGCCUACUUUACGGGGGAACCGGCAGAGGAGGAGCAGCAAGAAGAGCAGCGCGGUUUUCUCCUCAACCUUGGCGAGGACGAGAGCAGCCCGCUGUGGCGCGUGCAAGAGAUGCCCGGCAAAGGCAAGGGUCUCAUUGCGCAGCGCAAUCUGGAAGCGGGCGACCACAUUAUGAGCACCACGCCCUCGGUCAUGAUUGACUACAACCUCUUUACCGACCUGGCCGAGGCCGACGAGUUGAUGGCGUUGCAGGUUGCGGCCGUGGAGGGGGGACUUUCUGAUGCCCACCGAGGAAUCUUCAUGGCACUUUCGACGCACGAUGAUGAUUUUGCAGAUCAUGCCGAGAGGGUCUCCAAGAUUAUACACACCAAUUCAUUUGAUAUCACGCUCGAUGGAAUUGUCCCAAAGAAUGACGAGGGGGUUGAUGAGAACUUUUAUACUGUUUUCCCAGAAAUUUCACGAAUGAACCAUGACUGCCGGCCAAAUGCCGAGUAUUAUUUCGACCCGGCCACAUUUGCACAGCACGUCCAUGCUGCACGCCCCAUUGCCGCCGGGGAGGAAAUCACCAUCUCUUAUAUAGACCCCAUUCAAACGCGACAAGACCGACUUGAUCGCCUCGAUAAUUCAUGGCACUUUCCCUGUUCAUGCAGCGCAUGCAUGCAGAACCGCGACAUGACAGCAGCCUCGGACGCGCGGAUUCACCAAAUCCUCGAAAUCCGCAAACAGCUGCGCGAGUGGGCGCCGAGCUCGCAGGCGACGCCGGCCAUGGCCGAGCUCAUGAUUUCGCUGUACGAGCAAGAGCGGCUGUGGACCAUGCUGUACGAGGCCUACACGUACGCGGCCAUCGAGUACAAUGGCGCCGGCGAGCCGUGGGCCGCCACAAAGUACGCCCGGCUCGCCGUCCAGCGCGGCCUGGCCUCGGGCGGGCCCAACCACUCCGACGUUCACGAGAUGGAGGCUCUGGCCCGCAAUCCCUGGGAGCACUGGUCUUGGAUGCUGAGGACAAGGAAACGGAUGAAUUGGGAACCGCACGCUGUAUCAUAG
Messenger RNA from Pestalotiopsis fici W106-1, 1485 nucleotides. RefSeq lists its product as uncharacterized. NCBI's taxonomy places the organism in Eukaryota, Fungi, Ascomycota, Sordariomycetes, Amphisphaeriales, Sporocadaceae. The record is from RefSeq and is a predicted model, not a curated record. Gene Ontology annotation, molecular function: protein binding. The transcript has 4 exons. The coding region runs from base 1 to 1485 and encodes 494 amino acids.